Rhopalosiphum padi (bird cherry-oat aphid) is the source of this 3828-nucleotide messenger RNA. RefSeq lists its product as uncharacterized. NCBI's taxonomy places the organism in Eukaryota, Metazoa, Arthropoda, Insecta, Hemiptera, Aphididae. The coding region runs from base 422 to 2071 and encodes 549 amino acids. The record is from RefSeq and is a predicted model, not a curated record. The transcript has 9 exons.
ACGACGGCGCUCCGGUCGAUACACAAACGAACGCGCGCCCGAACCUAUAUAAAAACGUCGAGCUCCGAGUCCUCCGCCCGCAGAUAAUAUGUAGCCGUGUCGCGUCCCACCACUGCGGCCGAUCCGAUCGCUGGAUCUCUCCCGUUUCCGAAGUGCGUUUUUGUACGAGCGUCGUAUACAUGGUACCUGGUUUCCGGGUCCCUCUGGCAGCCGAUGUCACCGCCGCCAACGCCUCCUCCGUUCGUCCCCUCGUAAAUAAUUUAUAUUUACACAAAAAUCACGAUACGUCGUUUUUCCCGCGUUGAACACCCCCCCGCCGACGGACGGAACCAAACGUCCGCCGCCACUACCCGUUAUACGACAUAUACCACCAGUGUUCCACGAUUUGUAUACCGGACCUGCUGCAGGAAGAAAGGUCAAAAUGUCAACGAUAUCAAGUUUUUGCGAUAUUUUGAUGGUGAAAGUGGUUGGAGAUCCUGAUUGGCGGCAAAGAUUUGUCGUGCUCAGCAAUAGUACACUAUGGAUUUAUGGGGAUGAUCAAGAUCCACGAAGGACAAAAAUUCAUGCAGUAAGAGACUUGGCGGUAUGCCGAAGAAUUUGCGACGGAAGCCACUUAGUUUUGCAUAUCAAAAACAUAGCUAAAUUGGAUUGGUUUAAGAUUAAAUUUAACACAGAGAAACAACUAAUUGCUUGGAAGAAACGUUUGCGCCAAGUAAAAGAAGCUUGGAAUGAAGAGACUUAUUUUCAAUACCUUAAUCAAAAAUCUCAGCUCAGAUCUCCAUAUGAGCCAUUAACUAGGAUAAAUCAACAGGUGCCCAGUAAUAAAUUAUCAAAGCCUCCACGCAUGCCAUUUUCCAGGAGCCGUUCACUUCAAGAAAUAAUAAGUUGGGAAAAGUUACCCAUGACACUCAUUCAAGUAAACAAGGAAAUGCUUUGCGGAAUAAACGACAUAGACGCAAUUUUAGUCAGAGUUCGAUUAUCAAUCUUGGAAAACGAAAUGGCUUACAACAGAGAAAUGGACAAAAUGUUAGUCGCUUUUAAAAAACGAGCUCUAUGGCCAGAUUAUUUCCUGAUGGAUGACAAAUCGUUAAUUGAACAAACGCUAUCUAAAUUGAAGGAGAGUUCAGACACGCUUUUGCACGACGUCGAAGAUAUGUGGCCAGACGCUCCUAUGGUAUUACAGAGUUUGGAUGAUCUAGCUGAUUUGUUAAUUAAACACUUGAAAUCAGUGGCAAGGACCCGAAUGAUCACCUACUGCCAUCUUCUACGGGAUUUUAGGCCUUUCUUACGUAAUAAUCUAGAGAGCGUGGACGACAUAUACGAAGACGUGUACAGCGAACACUUUUAUAUGGAACGAGCGCUUCUGCCGAUCUUCCGGGUCUAUAAGUUAAAAGGCAUAUCUAAAAAGUUGGCUGUCAUGUUAUCCACUGAGAAGGACAGCAACAGCGCACGUUGGAACAAGCUGUUCGACCUGUGUCAGGAGACGCUGACCGAGACGUACGGCGAGCUGUCCAGACUGUUCGGCGACUAUUACGCGCUGAGCGUGACGCAGUUGUUCGCGUUCAGCGACAAGCACGCGGCGUUCGAGCGCAACGGCAACAUGAGCCUGUUCGAGAAGUUUGAACUGGCCAGGGAGGUGAGCGAGAUAUGCGACUCGGUGGUGCCGCUCAUCAAGGUGGUGAUUGUGGAGGGCGGCAAGCGCGGUGAUGGUACCGCGGCGGCCGCGUCUGACGAUGUGGUGGCCGCGGUGGAGGCCGCGGCGGCCGGUCACCGGCGCAGAUGCGGCGCCGACUGCUGGGACGACGGGUACGGGAAGCGGGACGCCCGGCCGUUUGAGAAAAUGACGUGCAAAAAUCCGUUCGGCGCCAUCAUGGAAUACGACGUGGACAGGAAGGCGGCAUGCCGGAAGAACUGCGGCGGCGGCGGCGGCGGCGGCGUCGGCAACAACAAGAACAGGCAGAGGAAGACCGCGGCGGCCGGCAAGUGCAUCGAGCUGAAGGUGUACUCGCGUUCGGUCAACUAUUUCCACGAACAGUUCGACGAACAAGCGGUCGCCUCACUGCCCUACUGACGGGUCGUUUAAUAUAUUAAUAUUAUAUUACGCAUGAUGUGUACGAAGACAUGUAUAAUAUGUGUGUUUUUAGAGACCGAGAGCGGUUGAUAAUAUAGUAGAGGAGGUUCGAUGGGGCGGUCUCGUCCUCAAUCACAAUUAUUUGAAUUUUAUCUAUUACCGUAUAAGAGCGUCGAGAACGAUAUAUAUAUUAAAUUUUUUUUAAAUCGUAAGACAUUACGCCUACGCAUUAUCACACACGCACACACACAUACACACGCGCGCGUGCGCCGUCACAUCACGGCAUUUACCGGCAGUCAGCAGUAAGGGAGGUAUAGGUACACCGGUACAACGGUGGCGUGCCAUGCAGAUUUUUCGAAUGUAGCAGAGGAUAUGGUUUUUUUACUAUUCUCUUUGGACGAAAAAAUAAAAAAAUAUGUAUCCUUGCGUUCAUCCGCGAGUGCUGGUUAAUGUCGCGCGCAAUCAACUUUUAAAAAUCACACAGAAAAAUAUCAAAAAUAUUGAAUUUAGAAUUUUUGGUUUAGACGAUACACUAUGAGAAAUCAAUAGACAAAAAUGAGCCAAAACGAGGAUUCGGUACAUUCAUCCCUCUCUCACCCCCCGCGAGCACGUUCGCGUACAGUACAUCGGCAUUCUGAUACUACGAAUUACGGUCGACCCGGCGUAAUGUACCUACCGAUAAUCCGGAGAGGGCCACGAUUCACGACAAUAGUACAUGGGGCAUACAUCACUUAGGCGAUUCGAGCAAUUCGACCCAAAACGUCAACUGUAUGGGCGAAUAUUUAUUCCACAAAAAAUACUCUUUGGGCGAAUAAGUAUGAAGUAUGAAUAGAUUUAUAGAUAUUUAAAAAUAUUUAUAUGUACCUACUUUAAUUGAAAAAAUGAACAUAAUAAAAUCACAUAUUAUAGGAAACUAUUAUGUCAUAAUAAUGUCACUAUAAUCAAAUAUAUAUAACUACAUAAUUAGUAAUUAAUAAUGAAUUUUUAAAAAAAUAUUAGUACCUACAAUAAUAUUGUAAUAUACCUAUAUUAAUUUUGUCUCCCCAUAAAAAUUCAUACAUCAUUCGUACACGUGAGGAUAAUUAUUACAUUCACCUAAACGGUGUCAGUGGUGUUCGCCCAAAUGGAUUAUGAAGUUUUUGGUCAAAAUUAUUACCACCGCCCACUGAGAGGAAUAUUAAAAAGGUCUCGGUCAGAUAUUUUAUUGAUAAUUUUUUUGAAGGCGGAGAGGAGAAAAUUUACAAUUUUUAGACAAGUUUCGUCGCGAUACAUUAGUAUAAAUACCUACUUAAUAACUACAAGUAUGAGUGCAUUUCUUUUUUUCCCAUCAUAAAUAGUGAACUGUAGAUGAGGCUUAUUGACGGCGCAAUAUCUUAAAAAUAGCAAUAAAAAUAUUAUCAUAUUCAUAAUAAGUAUUUAAAGUUAUUGAAUAUACUGGCGAUGCUACAAUGCGAGAUAAAUCAAACGCAACAAUAGGUACUAUUAAAUUAUAGAGAAUACAUUAUAGAUAUCAAAAGUUUGUAUACAACCACGGUGUGUAAGCUUUAGUUGGUUUACCUAUAGUAGGUACGGUACCUAUACCUACUUAGUUGUUUUAUUUUUAUAUAAACCAUCCCACGAAUAAGAUUAAAAAAAAAAAAUGUUAUUCAAUAAGCCAUAUAUCAAAAUUUGUAUCAAUGAAAUAUAGUUGUAAGAACGCAAUUGCACACAUUUUGUAAUGCCAUUAUAAUGUCAAUAAAAAAAUAAAAUUUCACGGA